This is a messenger RNA of Phyllopteryx taeniolatus (common seadragon), 2806 nucleotides long. Its product is annotated as RAS guanyl-releasing protein 2-like. The record is from RefSeq and is a predicted model, not a curated record. The transcript is spliced from 17 exons. Gene Ontology annotation, biological process: positive regulation of GTPase activity; Ras protein signal transduction. NCBI's taxonomy places the organism in Eukaryota, Metazoa, Chordata, Actinopteri, Syngnathiformes, Syngnathidae. Gene Ontology annotation, molecular function: guanyl-nucleotide exchange factor activity; calcium ion binding. The coding region runs from base 175 to 2184 and encodes 669 amino acids. Gene Ontology annotation, cellular component: plasma membrane.
GGACUUGUGAUAAGUUGUCAUUUGAAGGGCUUUUAGCGCCACAAAGACCGUGUCGGGGGCAGCUCAUGUGCCUGCUCACUCCGCAUUUGGUGGCCGUGUUCCAGCUGCAUACGCAGGGCACGGGAGCCGUCCUCCUCUAAAGUGCGGGGAAGGAACCGAGGCGGGGACGGCGGUAUGGAGCCCAUCACGUGCGAGCAGUCGGCCACAGUGGACGACUUGGUGGAGGCGUGCGUCCGAGCCUUUGAUGAAACGGGGGUGUUGGUGGACCCUGCCCCGGUGCGUAUGUUCCUCACGAUGCAUCCUUGGUACAUCCCGUCGACAGACAUGGCUGCCAAGUUGGUGCACAAAUCCCAAGAGGGGGGCUGCACGGCAGCGCGGCGAAGCAGAAUAUGCCACCUCGUAAAGUAUUGGAUCUCCGAGUUUCCUGCAGAGUUCAAUCUGAACCCGGAACUGGCUGAGCAGAUGAAGGCCUUUAAAGACCUCCUGAGCACAGAGGGCAACGAGCGCCAGAGCCAGCUCAUUGACAUCGAGAGCGUGCCGUCGUAUGAAUGGAAGCGUCAGGUGACUCAGCGUGUCCCGUCCGUCUCCAAAAAGAGGAAAAUGUCUUUGCUCUUCGACCACCUUGACUCCUGUGAACUGGCUGAGCACCUGACCUACUUGGAGUACAAAUCCUUCUGCAAGAUUUUGUUUCAGGAUUACCACAGCUUCGUGAUGCACGGCUGCACGGUGGACAACCCGGUGCUGGAACGCUUCAUCACGCUCUUCAACAGCGUCUCGCAGUGGAUCCAGCUCAUGGUGCUCAGUAAGCCCACGGCGCCUCAGAGAGCCUCAGUCGUCUCGCACUUUAUCAGAGUUGCACAGAAGCUCCUGCAGCUGCAGAACUUCAACACGUUGAUGGCGGUGGUGGGCGGCCUCAGCAACAGCUCCAUCUCACGCCUCAAAGACACGCAGGCGCACAUCAGUGCUGAAACCAACAAGGUUUUUAACGGCCUCAUCGAGCUGGUGACGUCGUGCGGCAACUACAGCCGGUACCGCAAGUGCUUCUCGGAAAGCUCCGGCUUCCGCUUUCCCAUCCUGGGCGUGCACUUGAAGGAUCUGAUCGCCGUGCACGUGGCGCUGCCGGACUGGACCGACAAGGAGAAGACGCGAGUCAACCUGGCCAAAACCCAGCAGCUCUACAUCAUCCUUCAGGAGCUGGCACUGAUACAGAACACGCCGCCCAACGUGGACGCCAACACGGACCUGCUGAACCUCUUGACAGUAUCUCUGGACCAGUAUCACACAGAAGAGGAGAUCUACCAGAUGUCUUUGCAGAGGGAACCUCGCAAGUCAGCGAACUCUAGCCCCGCUCCGGCUCCUGACCCCAAGUCCACUGUGAUCUACGAGUGGGCUGUGUCGGUGAAGCCCAACGCUGACCCAACGCUCAUCAAGAAACACAUCGAGAAGAUGGUGGAGUCUGUCUUCAAGAACUUCGACGCAGAUGGCGAUGGCCACAUAUCCAGGGAUGAGUUUGAGGCCAUCAGGAACAACUUUCCCUACCUCAGCAAGUUCGGAGAACUGGACAAGAACCAAGACGGCAAAAUCAGCCGGGAGGAGAUGAUCGACUACUUCAUGAGGGCCAGCUCGCUUCUCAACUGCAAAAUGGGCUUUCUCCACACCUUCGCCGAGGCCACCUACGUCAAGCCCACUUUCUGCGAGCACUGCGCCGGCUUUAUUUGGGGCUUCUACAAGCAGGGCUACAAGUGUAAAGACUCCCCCUGGUUUGCCUCGCCGUGUGUUUGUGCGAGUGCUCGUGUGUCUGCAUGGCGUUUGGCAGCAACUUCCCUGUGUCUGAGCCUCUCUCUCCACCCCACUCCUCAUCUGCGUGGCGCCCUCGCGCUCUCCUCGCCUGUCCUCGGGACGCCCCACCCUCCGCUGCUCCUUCGGCACCUUUCCCUGCCGCCUUCCCUUCCUUCUGCGGGCGCAGCCUGCGGGGUCAACUGCCACAAGGCCUGCCGCGGCCGCCUGGUCGUCGAGUGCCGGAAGAGAACCAAGAGCAUCAGUCACGAGACGCCGCCCGCUCUUCAGGCCAGGUCCUACAGCUUCCCGCCACCUGCCAACCCUCCGCCCAACGUCCAGAACACCGUCAUUGCUGAGGAGGAUUUAGAGGCAGUGGAAGAAGGCGUAUUUGACGUUCACCUGUAACAACUUCAAAAAGGCAGCUUAUGUCUUCAGCUGCGGAAGCACUCAAAGAGAGCUCGCCGGAGGUCCCCGCAGUGACGUCAAAGGACAACAGCCACUGCUGCCGCCCAGUGGAUAAAUACUGCUCCUGCAACACUUGCAGCAGCAUCUCCAUUGGCCUCUGUGGACAUGACAAUUAGUGGUAACAAUGUUAUUUUUGUGUCACCUGCCCCGCACUCGUAUUUACCGAAGAAUGAAUCCUGAUGCAACUUGCUGCAUUUUUGCUGUUGCACGCCAAACGAUCAUUUACCAUGAGUUAGUACGCGACAUCCGCAAAGGAGUAGGUUUUGUUUUCCCACAGAGAGACUCUUUCAGCCAACGAGCGCCAUCUUGUGAACAUCUGGUAAGUCACUGAAUGCGACGCCGGGACACAGGAAAUGUCCUGUGGGAAUUGCUUAAAAGGCGGCAGCUGCCUUGACGGACGACGUUUCCGAUGAGUUUUUCUGUUUGGUUGUCUCCCACUGCAACCGCCUCAGUCGAAAAAGAAGUCAAAUGCUUAUUUCCCCCCCCCCGGCCUUCUUCUCCUUGUCUGUGCAACAGUGUUUGUCCACCGCCUGUUAGUGCAGAUGAAUAAAAAUAAAUGGCA